GUCAAAUGUCAAAACAGAGCGGAGAGCUUACAGCCUCUGAAUGGAAAUCUAACACGGCUUUUAAUCACAGAGUGAAAUGGAGGUGACGGAGGAGGAGCGGAGGCAGGUGGAGGAGCAGGUGGAGUGGAUGAUGAGCGGUCAGGGCUGUGAUGUGACUCUGUGUGACGUUGGUCUGGAGCAGAGCAAGCCUGCGACUCUGAGGAAGAACGUCACCUACAUCGUCGCUGCUGUCAUCUUUAAUGAGAAGGAGGAGGUGCUGAUGGUGCAGGAGGCCAAACAGGACUGUUACAAGCAGUGGUACCUUCCUGCAGGGAGGAUGGAGGUGGGGGAGAGCCUGGUGGAGGCGCUGAGGAGAGAGGUGAAGGAGGAGGCCGGCCUCGAGUGUGAGCCAAUCACCUUGUUGCUGAUCCAAGAGCAGGGACCACAGUGGAUCCGCUUCAUCUUCCUAGCCAGAGUCACAGGUGGGACGUUGAAGAGUCUGUCAGCAGCAGAUCAGGAGUCUCUCCAGGCCUCAUGGUGGGACAGACAGUCCGCUCUCACUCUGAGGGGACGGGACAUCCUCCGACUCAUUGAAUGUGGACUCAAGUACCAUCAGACACCCUGGCAUCCUGUCACAUUACCUAUGGAUAUGAGCUGCCGCCAUGUGGUGCAGAGACUCGUCCUGGUUUUUACCCAUAAUGAUGCGAAGAUCUGGGUCCUGGUCAUCAAAGCCCCCACGCCCCACCUCCCCACAGCAGCGGCGGUAAAAACCCACGCAGUGACCUGGGCGGCCAACAUGGUGGUGCAGGAAGCCAUGCCGAAAGCGUACUAUGACCACGACGUCAACACACUGGGCGUCUUCAGUCUGCAGCACAACGGCCGGCAGCACGGGAAGACGGACGGCGUGUGUUUCAACACGCUGGUGGCUCUGGUGCCCGACUACGUCCAACGCGACGAGGAUGGAGAGAAAAUAGAGUGGAAGCUGACGGGAAAACCUCCACCUGUAGAAAACUCUCGAUACGUGUGGUGUGAAGUCCGGAAAAUACCACUGAAAGAGAAACUGCUGGAAAUGACCAAAAACACAUCGAUCUUACCCAUCCACAGCCUGUACUGACCAAAUAAUGUUUCUGCAUCCCUCACAAAGAGGACUUUUAUUGUGAAAAGAAGAUAAUAACUGUAUACUUUAUGAAAGCUUUUAUUCUGAAAUAAUUUAUUUAUCAACAAGAGUGUUUGAAGAGUUUAAAUGUAAUCAAAAAGCAAUAAAUCUUAACAUUUAUGUCUGACUGUAUAAGAAAUGUCACUUUAGAAUGCUUUGGAUGGAAACUUAAAAACUAAUUCUGUGAGACCGUCUGAUCUGGAGCUGUAAACCUAGUUAGUUAGCCUAGCUUAGCCUAAAGGUGACAUAUGUUUAGACUUCAACUUAAGCCUCAAAGUUAUAUUUCAAACUCAGCAAACUGAUCAGCUGGUAGCACUACUAGCAUGCAGAAAAGCUUUAUUUACAUCUUAAGUAAAGAAGUCAUGGAAUUUUUAACAA
Molecule: messenger RNA, 1513 nt
Organism: Cheilinus undulatus (humphead wrasse)
Lineage: Eukaryota; Metazoa; Chordata; Actinopteri; Labriformes; Labridae
Product: 8-oxo-dGDP phosphatase NUDT18-like
Exons: 7
Coding region: 77-1093 (338 amino acids)
Molecular function (GO): 8-oxo-GDP phosphatase activity; 8-oxo-dGDP phosphatase activity; magnesium ion binding
Source: RefSeq, a predicted model, not a curated record